AUGGAAGGAGGAAGCACGAUUUUAGAACUUGAAAACCAAUUUCUUGAGAAAUUCAGCUCUGAUCGAAACAGCUCGUAUCCUGAGACUAAGAUAACUUUCCGUAAACUUCAGUCAGAUGACUUCUCUCGUGGAUAUUACGAUGUGCUCUCAAACCUGACUACCACAGGAGAUGUGACUCAGUCUCAAUUUGAGGAACAAUUUAGCCGUAUAGACCCUCAGAAUUCAGAGACAUACAAAAUUAUCGUAGGAGUAGAUGAAGCUACAGACAGGAUCGUCACUAAUGGAACUCUUCUAAUAGAACAAAAGUUUAUUAGAGAGUGUGCAGCAUGCGGCCAUAUUGAGGAUAUCGUAGUACACAAGGAUUAUGGGAAACAAGGACUAGGAAGAGAUGUCCUUCAGGUGAUCAAAGAACUGGCUAAGAUUAAUAAGUGAUAUAAGGUCAUACUUGAUUGAAGUGAUGGGUAUAAGGGAUUCUAUGAAAAGAACGAUUUUGAGCAGAAAGGCGUCCAAAUGGCAAAGUAUAAUCCUGAAGAGGAAGAUUAGAGAGCAAGUGAUUUAUUCAAUAUUCAAA
Messenger RNA from Moneuplotes crassus, 571 nucleotides. Lineage: Eukaryota; Ciliophora; Spirotrichea; Euplotida; Euplotidae. The record is from the annotation of a GenBank genome assembly.